UGGACUGCGGAGGUUGAAAGAGGAGGGUACAGGGGAUGUCGUUGGCGUGUUGCGGCGGCUGUUGGUUCAGUGCUGGCUGGUGGUGCCGGAUGGACGUUUGGUCGUUUGUGUAACGACACGACACGUGGAAAUUCCCUCGCGAACCGUGCGUCCGUUUAAUCCGAUCCGAAAUCACACGCGUCGUUACGCGCACCGACGUACAAUAAAUCCGAGUUUCGUAGAAUAAAACCGAGAGUGGCGAUUGAUCCCCAGAAGGCAAGUAGAGAAAGGCCGACAGGAUUCUAAUGCUAAGCCCCAGCUGCGUUACAACUCGCUCUUUCUCUUUGUUACCUGGAAAUCUUCCUAUUGGUGCGAGCAAGAAAGAAACUUGCCUUUUUUAUAUUGGCAUCCGCGUUAGUACUUGGAACGCUCGUGGUGUAUAAUUUGUAAUCGAUUGGGAAUCGGUUUCAAGGAAGUUGAAGACACGGAAUCGCUUAAUAAGUAUUAGCAUGCAACUUAUCGCACGAGGAAACAUCUAUUCUUCAAUUGAGAAAAUUAGAGAAGCUUGAUAUCUACAGAGAAACUAUUUAACAAACGACAUAAUUACUGUCCUUGAUGCGGACGACCUUUAAUAUUACAUGAAAUAUGUCUUAAGAAAUUUCAAACAAAUUUCUGUUAGUUUUGUCAAAUAUUUAUCUUCGAGGAGACCUCAGAGAUAUCGUGGGAAUAUUGAAAAGACAUUUAGUUCCUGUCAGAGAGGAAAUCUUUCUUCUCUCUCAAGAUAGAAUCCUAAGAAGAUAUAAUUUUUAAUAAUAUCUGGUUUGCAGAAAUAAUCAUAUAAACAGAUAUAAUCAUAUAAUUCUGUAACGUUAAUAAAUGUUCAUGCUUCAAAAAAAAAAGCAGUGAUAUCAACAAGGUGACAAUAAUUCAGAAUUUUCUGAAGUUAUCUCUGAGAUAAUAAAUUCUCACGCGAUUGUAUUCAUAACGCUAGACAAGUUAUCGAAAAAAAUUUUCAUCAAAAAUUUACGAACUUGUAUGUUGGCCUGAUAACGUAUGAUAAAAGACGUUGAUAACAGCACGUAAUAAAUUUAAACGUGACGAAGCGAGGAGAAAACUACGCCAAGUUCGUGCCACUGUAGAAGGUUACUAUACCGAGCGUCCGAAACGAAGAAGAGUCACAAGCGAGAAUAGAUUUUUCAAACAAUAGCUCCAUUGACAGUGGCGAUUCUCGCGAAACGCGAAAAGUGCGUCUAUUGAAGCUAACGAGUUUGUCCCACCUCCGCCGAUACAGCUUACGUAAUCGCGUCAGAGACGGUCCGAUCGUGUGUUAACGAUGACCUUGAUGAUCUCUCACCGGUGGACCGGCGGCUCGGCUGCUUCAAGGAAACGGAGCCGGAGAUGAUGCCGAAGACGAGCUGACACCGGUUGUCAUCCCGACGAGAGGACGAGACCUCUCGGUACUUUGGGAGAUGCCACGGGCUUUCCCUCAGCGAAAGUGCGAGCGUAGCACGAAGAGUUGAGUAAGAAAAAGAGAGUAACCACGUGGGACACGAUUCACGUGCCGGAUGAGAGAUGACGGUCAGCUACACUGCCGAGGUAGCCACUUGCAGGGGCUUCGGUUGCUUCCUCAAGUUGCUGCUCAGAUGGCGGGCGAGCGUUUACAAACUCGUCUGGCUCGAUUUGACGCUCUUCCUCUUUCUCUACUAUUUCCUGUCCGGCAUCUACCGAUUGCUGCUGAAUGAGGAGCAGAAGAGGGUGUUCGAAUCCGUGGUGGCAUAUUGCAACGAAUACAGUGACCUGAUACCGCUGUCGUUCGUCCUGGGUUUCUAUGUCAGUAUCGUCAUGACCAGGUGGUGGAAUCAAUACAUGGCCAUACCAUGGCCCGAUUCCAUCGCGGUCUUCGUAUCGGCCACUAUACACGGGAACGACGAACGCGGUCGUCUAAUGCGUCGUACGAUCCUUAGGUACGUGUGUGUCUGCCUGACUGUGGUCUUAACGAAUGUUGCGCCGCGCGUCAAAAAAAGAUUUCCCACUCUGGAGCAUUUCGUGGAGAGCGGCCUCUUAUUGGAGAACGAGCUGUCGAUAUUCCAAAGUCUAAACGCGAAAUUCCCAAAGCCGAGCAAGCACUGGCUGCCGAUAGUCUGGGCUUCCAGUAUCGUAACGCGUGCCCGGAAGGAGGGUCGAAUACGUGAUGACUUCGCAGUUAAAACUCUCAUCGAUGAACUUAACAAGUUUCGCGGAAUGUGCGGCAGUAUAUUACACUACGAUACGAUUAGCGUCCCGUUAGUGUACACUCAGGUUGUAACAUUAGCCGUGUAUACAUAUUUCUUAACCAGCGUAAUGAGUCGUCAGUGGGUUCAAAAAUCAAACACGACGAUCGAUCUGUAUUUCCCGAUAUUCGCGACGUUGCAAUUUUUUUUCUACAUGGGCUGGUUGAAAGUAGCCGAAACGCUAAUCAAUCCGUUCGGUGAGGAUGACGAUGACUUCGAAGUAAAUUGGUUGAUCGAUCGCAAUUUACAAGUAAGCUAUCUGAUUGUUGACGAGAUGCAUCACGAGCAUCCUGAACUCAUACGCGAUCAAUAUUGGGAUGAGAUUUUCCCCACGGAACUCCCGUACACUGCUGCAGCACAGCCCCGCGAGGAACCGCCUGAACCCUCAACAGCCGGUAUACAAUUGUCUGCCGCUCAACAAGAAUUGCAACCGUCAUCGGUCAAAAUUGACGAUAUGGUACCGGAUGAUCAGAAAUUUCGUUCCGACAUCGCCGACGAUGCCGCGUCGGGGAUACAUUUCACCGCAAGUGGAAAACUGUCCCGAAGCAGUACAGAGAGUACUGAGAAAUUAAUAAGAAGCGCCAGCAGAAUGAGUAAUCGAGAUCGCACUAUUAGUAGCGGUUCGACCUCUAGCAAUUUGGGUGAAUCGCUCACGAGGGUAAGCAGCGUAACUAGCGUACUUAAACGAUUGUUCAGUAAGGAUGAUAGAACGGACGGAAGUGCCACGAAUAUCGCCAAAACAUCAGGAAAGAUGCCGAGCUCGAGUUCAGCGGCAUCAUUGCAAGUACGACAAUCCCAAGCUGCAGGUGGCUCCAUGAGAAUAGGCGUCAUCGAGGAAGUCGACGAGCAGAUGACACUUACAUCGUUAAGACAAUCAAACGACAAUAGGCCCCAUGUACAAAGUAUCUUUGCGCAAGGACCGCCACCACCGAGUGAUCCCGUUGACGUUCCAGGUGUCGCACAAUCUUACAAACGUGAGACAUUUUCUAGGAGUGCACCCGCACGAGCAGGAACUUUGGCUGCAGCGAGUAGUAUAGAACCUUCGCAUGAAAGACGAGAUUUUAGGACACAGGAAUCUACACAGUCGAUGAGAUCGAGCGCCACUUAUCCCGAACCGGCGAGUUUUCCUGGUAGUGGAAUAAACGAUGAUCUGUCCAGCAUUACGAGCUCUUCGACAAGUUCCAGCGACAAUGCCGAAAGCGAAUUUACGAAAUUGAAAACUGAGAGGAAAAAACAGAGGCGUAACCGUAAGCUCGCUCGAAGUGCUAGUCGCUUAAACGAUGACGAAUCGAGAAGUCUUCCCGAUUCGGAAACUCUUUUACUAACGGAAUUAGCAGACGCAUCGCGACUAUGUAUGAAGAAACGCGACGAAAGCGAUCAAACUUAGAAAAACCUUACCUUUAUCUUAUCGACGAUUCGCCUAAACAAGCUUUAAUUGCAACAAAAGUUGUUCAAUCGAAGUAAAAAAAUAAUAUGAUGAUACGUUAUCGUGCAAAUGGUGGAUUUGUUUCGCGCCUUCGAUGUACUUAUAAAACAUUAUAUUAUGAAACAAAUAAUAAUUUAUAAUUGUCAUUAUCAAACGAUGAUGAUUAUUAUACGCAUAUAAUAUUAUGUGCAACAACGAAACGUUUAUAAAGGAUUAGAAUAUUUUUUACAUGAGUAUAUACGCCGCAUAACGCCGCAAUAUCGUCGUGCGAAAGUUCUUCGCGAAAACCAGUCGAGGAAAAGUUUAAAUUGCAAUUUAAUUAUAAGUGAGGAACACAAUUUUUUUUUAUUUUUUUUAGUAAGAAUUUAAAUACAGCGAGGAAUUUAAUUAAUUUUGAUUACAACAGUUACGCACAAGAUAUUUUUAUAAUUUUUCUCGAGCAAAGAAGAGGCGUAAGAUCAGACUGAAAGAUGUUUAUUAAUGAAAACUUGUUAAUGCUCAAUCAAAAAUAUUUAAUCCAACCUUUCGAUUCGAAACAAAGCAGAUAAUAAGAAAGUGGCUAGUUUCUGGUUAUAUUCUAGUUUUAUAUCGAAGAAAUUACGAGAACUUCAUCUUUCGAAAUUAUAAAGAUGAAGGAUUUUUAAUGUACACAAAUGAAAAGAAUCUUUAAGCGAAAUCUAUAUUAAAAUACUUUUAUAUUUAAUUUUUAUUUCCUUCACGCGAAUUCUCGCGAAUUUAAUUCUCUUAAUAUUGCACACCACUGUGUCUUAUAGCUAUACGCGUAAACGACUUGAUUGUUGCUGGUAAUUUUCGAUUAACAUUCCACGAUGUACACGAUUUGUUACGGUGCUCGUAUGUAAACCGUUUGUUUCGCAGUAUUAU
Pogonomyrmex barbatus (red harvester ant) is the source of this 4557-nucleotide messenger RNA. Its product is annotated as bestrophin-4. The record is from RefSeq and is a predicted model, not a curated record. Gene Ontology annotation, molecular function: chloride channel activity. Lineage: Eukaryota; Metazoa; Arthropoda; Insecta; Hymenoptera; Formicidae.